Messenger RNA from Physcomitrium patens, 2077 nucleotides. Its product is annotated as 2,3-bisphosphoglycerate-independent phosphoglycerate mutase. Lineage: Eukaryota; Viridiplantae; Streptophyta; Bryopsida; Funariales; Funariaceae. Gene Ontology annotation, biological process: glucose catabolic process. The record is from RefSeq and is a predicted model, not a curated record. Gene Ontology annotation, cellular component: cytoplasm. Gene Ontology annotation, molecular function: manganese ion binding.
GUCGACGAUCGUGUCUCUGAUCCGGCGUUUUCCGAGUAAGUGGAGGAAGAUCAGCAAUCGGAGAACUGGUAGAUUGCAGGAACUGUUUAAAAUCUCGUCCUCGCGUCUCGUGCAUCGGACGGGGCCCGAGAGGUUCAGCGUUCUAAGUUAGGUCGUUGGAGGCCACGAAGUUCCGUGAAAGCCACCAGCCACUGGCUCUUGGUUUUGUCCAUCGAACAGAAGCCAUUCUCCCGUCUUGUCUUCCAAUUUGCAUAGAGCUAUCAUUGUUGCGUGAAGGAGAGCAAUCGCGUUGGGUCCGGUUUUUGGUGAAGAGUGAGCCAAGAUGGUGGCACCGAACGCGGCGGCGGAGUACCAACUGACCCCGCAUCCGACGAUUCCCAAGGGAAAGCCAUUUUUGCUUGUGGUGUUGGAUGGUUGGGGUGAGAACAGGGAAGACGAGUUCAAUGCUAUCUACAAUGCGCAGUGUCCCACGAUCAAGAGUUUGAAAGAGGGUGCGCCGCGCCGCUGGCGCACUAUUAAAGCGCACGGUACUGCUGUGGGGCUGCCGAGCGAUGCCGACAUGGGGAACAGUGAGGUCGGCCAUAAUGCCAUGGGAGCUGGGAAAAUCAUCCAGCAAGGUGCUAGUCUUGUGGAUAACGCCAUAGAGUCCGGAUCUAUGUUCACUGGAGAGGGUUGGAAUUAUGCCAAGGAUGCUUGGGUUAAUGGAGGGACCCUUCACUUCAUCGGGCUUCUGAGUGACGGAGGUGUGCAUUCCCGGACGGACCAGCUAUACGCUUUGAUGUACGGUGCCAAUGACCACGGUUGCAAGCGAAUCCGUGUGCAUGUCUUGACAGACGGUCGAGAUGUCCCCGAUGGGUCCAGUAUCAAGUAUGUAGGACAACUGGAGAAGGAAUGUGAGAAUUUGAGAAAUCAGGGCUGUGAUGCCCGAAUUGCUUCCGGUGGUGGACGGAUGUACGUUACCAUGGAUCGGUAUGAGGCUGACUGGAAUAUUGUGGAGCGUGGAUGGCGUGCUCAUGUAUUAGGAGAUGCUCCUCACAAGUUCGAGAGUGCGCUUGAUGCCCUGACAAAGUUGAAGGAAGCUGAUCCUAAAUUGAACGAUCAGUUCUACCCCCCGUUCGUUGUCGUGGACAAGGAUGGCGCACCAGUAGGAACAAUCGGAGACGGUGAUGCUGUUGUGAACAUUAAUUUCCGGGCAGACCGAGUGAUUCAGAUUAGUAAGGCAUUUGAGUACGAGGACUUUACCGCUUUCGACAGGGUCAGGUUCCCGAAGGUGAAGUACUUGGGUAUGAUGCAGUACGAUGGUGAUUUGAAGCUUCCAUCCAACUACUUGAUUUCUCCCCCAUUGAUUGAAAACACUUCGGGGCAGUACUUGUGCGCCAAUGGUGUCCGCACAUUUGCUUGCAGUGAAACGCAGAAGUUUGGGCAUGUUACUUUCUUUUGGAACGGUAACCGAUCCGGGAAAAUUGAUGAAACUCUGGAAACUUAUCACGAGAUUCCAAGUGACAACAUCCAGUUCAAUCAAGCUCCUCACAUGAAGGCAGCUGAAAUUGCCAAAGCUGCACGAGAGGCUCUCUUGUCAGGAGAGUUUGACUAUGUACGAGUAAACUUUGCAAAUGGUGACAUGGUUGGUCAUACUGGGGAUUUGGAAGCUACCAAGAUGGCAUGUGAAGCCGUUGACCAAGGAGUAAAGGUGCUGAUUGAUGCCGUGGAACAAAUGGGAGGUAUUUACCUUAUCACCGCAGACCACGGCAACUGUGAUGACAUGGCGCAGCGCAAAAAGACUGGAGAGCCACUCCGUGACGAGACUGGCAAAGUGCAACCACUCACUUCUCAUACUCUGGCACCGGUUCCAGUCGCAAUCGGCGGGCCAGCGUUACCAGAGAACAUCAAAUUCCGUGAUGACCUUCCCAAAGCAGGUCUUGCUAAUAUCACAGCCACUUUCAUGAAUCUCAUGGGAUUUGAAGCUCCAGAGGAAUAUGUGCCAUCGCUUCUGACGUUCGACUAGAACGACAUAAGUACUUAGCUACCAGAUUGGUUUUAGACAUGAAGCUAUUCACAAGGUUUUAGAAAAACUCAU